Emiliania huxleyi CCMP1516 is the source of this 4155-nucleotide messenger RNA. RefSeq lists its product as hypothetical. Gene Ontology annotation, biological process: signal transduction. Bases 1 to 4155 code for a protein of 1384 amino acids. The transcript is spliced from 11 exons. The record is from RefSeq and is a predicted model, not a curated record. Lineage: Eukaryota; Haptophyta; Isochrysidales; Noelaerhabdaceae.
AUGCUCACCUUCGCUCUUCUCGCGACGCCCUCAACCGCCGCCUCUCGCCCCCGUCCGCGGCGCGGGGGUGCACUCACCGACACGCGCAACCGCACCGACUUCAGCAUCAAGCUCGAGACCGACGCGCCGACGCUCGCCCUCGCGGCGUCUGCCUCGCGCAAACCCGACAAGGCCGCGGAGCUCCUGCUCCACCAAGACGUCCUCGGGGGUGGGGGGGCGCUGUUCGGUGCCCGUCCGGACGAUCCGAUCAAGGCCUCGGGCUCCACGAGCAGCGAGACGAGCCUCAAGACCGCCGCGGCCCACUCGAAGAGCGAGGCCGACGAGACGGACACAAAGGCGGACUGCACGACCACCACGGCCCACUCCAAGAUCGAGACCGGGAUCGGUAAGACCUACCCGCCUACCUCCAUGAAGCUCAACAUCGGCGCCUACGCCGAGCUCGCCUCCUUUGGCGAGGCUACCGGCGCGACCAAGAUCGGCGACCCCUCACUCGAGGAGAGCUUCACGACCGCCACGGCCCUCCCAGAGAUCGAUGUGGCCUCGCUGCUCUUUCUCCACCCUUGUGCGGCCGUGCUGGCGCUGCUCCUCGCGGCGUUCCUUGAGCCGCUGCUGCGUGGGCAGGUCAAGAAGACGAGGGUGGAGGGCCGCAGCCACGCAGCGGUCUCCGUACCCUUGCUCGCCAGCAAACGUGCUCUCCGAGUCGGCAUUGUGAUCCUCUUCUUCCUGCAGGGCGUAUGCGGCACACCAGCGGCAUCGCUCCAGCCCGUCAAUGUCAGCAGCCCGUGCUCGCUCACCGACGGCGGCUCGUGCGCCGCGUCGCCAAACUACCCGAACAGCUACGGCAACAGCGAGGAGUGCACCAUCAGCGGCGUGCCGCCGGUCGAGCUGGAGACGGUCGCCUUUGAUGUGGAGGCGGACAGCAACUGCCGCUGGGACUACCUCACCGUCAACGGCAUAACGUACUGCGGCACCUCGGGGCCGAGUGGCGCGGUGGCGGAGGACGGCGUCAUCGAGUGGCGAUCGGAUGGCGGCGUAGUCAAGUCGGGCUGGAAGGCGCGCCCCUGCUACGGCAACAGCGAGGAGUGCACCAUCAGCGGCGUGCCGACGGUCGAGCUGGAGACGGUCGCCUUUGAUGUGGAGGCGCACAGCAGCUGCAGCUGGGACUAUCUCACCGUCAACGGCAUAACGUACUGCGGCACCUCGGGGCCGAGUGGCGCGGUGGCGGAGGACGGCGUUAUCGAGUGGCGAUCGGAUGGCAGCGACCAGCUCCGCAACCUGAUCGAGGAGCCGACGUCUGCCGACGUCUCCAUCUACCUGCCGCCCAGUGCGCACUUCAAGCUGAGCAGCCAGAUCAGCUGCACCUCCACCAUCAAAGUGACCGUCGCGAGCAGCGGCGAGGGCGCGACGCUCGACGGCAAGCGAGAGACCAGGCUCUUUUUCCUCUCGGGCGGCUGCAGCCUCACCCUGCGGGGGCUGACCCUCGUCAACGGGAGGGCGGACGAAGGUAGCGGCGGCGUUGUGGCCGCGGACGGCGCAGGCGACGUCGAGAUCAUCGAGUCGACCGUCAGGGACUGCUCGGCUGAGUAUGACGGCGGCGUCGUCUACGCGAAGGGCAGCGGUGCGGUCUCGAUAACCAGCUCGAACGUGUCGGGCUGCUCUGCUCGCCUGUCCGGCGGCGUCGUCGACGCGAAUGCGAACAGCGGUGCGGUCUCGAUAAUCGGCUCGACCGUGUCGGGCUGCUCGGCUGGCUGGUCCGGCGGCGUCGUCGACGCGUAUAACAGCGAGUCCCUCUCCAUCGCGGGUGUCGACUUCAUCAACAACUCGGCUUCAACAGGCUCGGUGCUGUACCUGCACAACCACGAACAAACCUCCAUCAGCAACGCCUCCUUCACUGGCAACGACGGUGUCACGAUCCAGACUCUCAACUCGGAGAUCGACUGGGUAUGCCGCUUGGGCAGCUGGAUGCCGACCAAGGGCGCCUUUGAGGGCGACUUCAGUGUCCCCGAGCGGGCCGCCCGCAUCGAGUCCGCGGUCGGCCUGCAGCCCAAGUUCAAGGUCGUCGUCAGUUUCUACCAGGUGAGCAUCACCCUCGGCCUCGUCUACGGCGUCCGCCUCGACGAGCACUUUACCCGCUGGCUCGACGUGCUCAAGCUGUUCAGCCUGGACCUGUUCGGCGUCGCCAUCCCCGGCAGCUGCAUCGGAGCCAUGAGCACGCGGCUGCUCGUCGCGGGCACCUGGCCGUACGCCGCUGUCGCCUUCGUGUCGCUCGCCAUUGUGGUGGCGGCGGCGGUCCUCAACAACAAGCAGGCAUUCGACCGCCAGCUGCUCGGCCGCCUCCUUUACUGGGCGAUCUUCAUCUUCUACCUGGUGCUUCCCUCCGUCUCGCGCUCCAUCUUCAGCGCGAGGCUGUGCGAGUCCUUUCGCUACGACGACGCGACAGGCCAGCGCAUCAGCUUCCUGCUCGCCGACCCGUCGCUCACGUGCGACGCCGGCCCUACGUGGGACGACGAGACGAGCGGACUCGCGCCGUACUUUUGGGCCUUCUUCGCCCUCUGGCCCGUCCUUGUGCCGCUCGGCUUCUUGGCGCUGCUGCUCCGCGUCCGCAAGCCCGUGGCUGCGCAGCGCGCAACGCCGCUCUCUCGUGCGACGAGCUUCCUGUGGCGGGACUACUCUGGCCGCUUCCUCUUCUGGGAGGUGCUCGACCUGGUCCGCAAGAUCUUCCUCACCUCGAUGGUGCUCUUCAUCGACCAGGAUUACGGCUCCCGCAAGCUGCUGCGCACCGUGGUUGCCGCCAUCGUCUCGGCCAUGUUUCUCACCUGCCUAGCGCUCGCCCGACCCUACCGGCGCUCCGACGACCUCUGCCUCGCGUGCAUCGCCAACCUGCUCCUGACAUGCUGCUUCGCGUCGGGAGUAGUCAUCCAGCUGUGCGACAGCACCGCGUACGAAGACAUGUGCUACACCCUCGUUGGCUACACGACUUCUCGCGGCGCCACCACCUUCGUCGUCCUCCUCACCGCGGUCAUGCUCGCCAUCUCGCUAGCCGUCAUCGUUGUAUUGGCGGUCAGUGCUUCGAGGGCGAAGACCAUGCGGCUCGUCUCGUCGAAGCGGGAGCCGAUGCGCGACGGCAUCACCCUCGCCGACGGCCAGCAGUGGCACCUCUUCCUCAGCCACGUCUGGAGCACGGGCCAGGACGCCGUCGCCGUCAUCAAGAACGAGCUCCUGCAGUUCCUGCCCGGCUGCGAGAUCUUCCUCGACGUCGACGACCUCAAGAACAUCGGAGAGCUGGAGGCGUACAUUCGUCGCUCGCAGGUGGUGCUCUGCUUCCUGUCGCGGGGCUACCUGCGCUCGACGAACUGCCUGCGCGAGGUCCGCGCCGCGCUGGAGAUGGGCAAGCCGCUCGUGCUCGUCCACGAGGCAGACCCGGACAAGGGCGGAGGCACGCUCGCCGAGCUGCGAUCCGAGUGCCCCGAGGAGCUGCGGGCCGCCAUCUUUGACGCCGGCUGGCCGAUGGCGGUGUGGCAUCGGAUCGAGUCCUUCCAGCACGUCUCGCUCAAGGUCAUCGCCGAGGCGCUGCUGCUGAAGACGCCAAAGUUCGCGGGCGAGGACGAGCUGCCCCUGUGCAUCCCGGGCGAGGUCCGAGCCGACAACCUCGCCUUCCCCAAGCCGGUGGUUCUCUGGGCCUCGACUUUGAACGCCGGGGCGCGAGAUCUCGCCGAUGCGGUCGCGGCGGCCGUGGCUGGCGGCGUCUCGAUCACCGACGCAACGCCCUCGCGCCUCUCCUCGCUGCCUCGCUCGAGCCACAGCGGCGGAGAUGGCGAUGAGGCGACGCACAUGCUGCUCUACCUGAACAGGUCGACGUGGGCCGGCGAUGGCGCCGAGGCGCUCGGAGAGCAGGUGCGCGCCGCGCGCCGCGCCAGGCUGCCGAUCGUCAUGGCGCACGAGAACGACGCCGCCUGCGGCGGCUGCAUCUUUGGCCACUUUUUCGAGGUGACGCCACGCGACCUGAUUGCCGAUGGGCUGUACCACGACCUCGCCGUCGGCUGCCACGCGGGCCCGCACCGGCAGGUGUCGCUCGCCCUGCUCGCAACGGCGCUCGGCGCGACCAAGCAGACCGCCCAGUCGCGCGUGCGCCGCGCCACCGCGCUCCCGCUCUAG